CCCAUAUCCAAUGGAUAAUUAACUUUGUACUGUAUAUAUACACAUUUUCAAUUGAAUAAUUUUACCCUCUAGUAGGUACAUAAUUUUUUAUCCAUACCCUUUCCAUUUGAAAUGAGUAUGAAGAAUGGAUACACAUUGGCAGGCCUAAUGUAGCCCUUGAUAUCCUGGUGAAGCCGUGAAGGUGAACUAGCAGAAGACGACGACAGCCCGCCAAACAAGGACUAACCAUGUGGCACAACUUGCUUGCCGGCACGUCCCUCUGCUGCGAAAGAUCAGGGGGGCUGCGCCGUGAAGGUGAACUAGCAGAAGACGACGACAGCCCGCCAAACAAGGACUAACCGUGUGGCCCAACUUGCUUGCUGGCACGUCCCUCUGCUGCGAAAUAUCAGGGGUGCUGCGCCGUGAAGGUGAACUAGCAGAAGACGACGACAGCCCGCCAAACAAGGACUAACCGUGUGCGAAAUAUCAGGGGUGCUGCGCGCCAAAAUCUUGCCUUGUUUGCACAGCGAAACGGCUCAACUGCACAGACGCUCGUGCCAAACCUCCCCUUCCGCAACGACACCUUGUUUGCCUGUCGUGGUAUGCGACCCUUGAAGCACUUCUAUAUUAGACGCAUCAUCGUAGUAGGAAGAACAGAACAAGAAGCCGUCGACAAAGAAGAAAUUCGAGCUCCAACGACGACACUGUUUCAGUUAGCCUUAGCCCAAGGCCUUCUCUUCAGCUCUUUUUUGAGUCCACCUGGUAUAAUCCUUGCAAGAUGGUCGGACCGAUCGUGCUCGCGGCGUCCGCCGGCCUCGGCAUGCUCACCGGCCUCGCGACGCCGGACAGGUGCUCCUCCUCCUCCGGCGGCGCGCGGGGGCCGAGCUGCGUGGCGUGCGGCGGCACGGGGAAGGUGGCCUGCCUCUGUGCCCGGUGGUCGGACGGCGACGACGUCGGGUGCCGGCCGUGCGCAGGGACCGGACGCACGCCGAGCCGGAGGUGCCGCGGCCCCGGCCGCACCGGGCGGCGGCACGAGCCCGUGCGGGUGGUCGUGCGCGCGCAGAGGCCCCUGGAGGCUGUUACAAAAGCCAGGAAAUGACGAGUUCCUCGCGCUAAAAUCGUAGCGAUGUUGUAGCAACUAGGCUACUAGCUUAGCAAGCUUCCAUAUGCUUCAGCAUCCCAUCAGCGUCGUUUCGUUGUACAUUAUGUGUUGCAGGGCUAGUUCUCUCGGAACAUACGAGGAUCUUGAGGUUGCACUUAUUCUUCUGAUAUAUCUUAUUAAUCUAUUACAUCAUUUAGAAUUUGCUUUCCA
Messenger RNA from Setaria italica (foxtail millet), 1291 nucleotides. RefSeq lists its product as uncharacterized. The transcript has a single exon. The record is from RefSeq and is a predicted model, not a curated record. Lineage: Eukaryota; Viridiplantae; Streptophyta; Magnoliopsida; Poales; Poaceae. Bases 758 to 1078 code for a protein of 106 amino acids.